Messenger RNA from Rotaria sp. Silwood1, 1404 nucleotides. The record is from the annotation of a GenBank genome assembly. Lineage: Eukaryota; Metazoa; Rotifera; Eurotatoria; Philodinida; Philodinidae.
AUGGAUAUGUCAAAAGCAGUAACUAAAUUCUAUGAUUCAAAGAAAAAAAAGGUUGUUGUGAUACCAUCACGAGUCCUAAUUAUAUUAAAACCAAAAAUUAUUCAAAUAAUUAUCGGAGAUAAAUCCACUAAAUUAAAAAUGGCUCCAGAAUGGUUUAAACAUGACAAUCAAAAUGAAUCAUUAAAGAAUAUUGUUUAUCCUGAAGGUAUCACUGAGAAUGAACAACAUCAAUUUAAUGUUGUAGCUCAAUAUCGUGCGGCUAACGACAAGCCAAAUAAUAAUUUUCGUAAAGCAACACUUGACCCUAAUGAAAGCAAUACUGAAACACUUAUAAUUGCUCUAGACAAUUUUGUUCAACAAUUUGGUGGAGAACUAAGUUUUACUAAUGAAGAUUUAACAUUUAAAGAGCCAGCUCAGCGUACAGCUUGUGGUAUAAGUGACUUGAGUAGUGCUCACUUAUUAGCUACUAAUUAUAUUCCUACAGCCCAAUUCAGUUUCGUAGUUGAUCUUAAUUAUCAAACUGAUCUUGCUCGAUCAAGUGAAACAAUGCAAAAUUUUGUAUUAGAUUUUUCUAAUGCCAUAGCUGAAGUACUAACCUGUUCAAAUGAUUAUGUUCGAGUUACAUCUGUUAAUAAACUAGAAAAAAAUCGACGUCAAACGAAAAUCAACUUUGGUUUAACGACGCCAGAUCCAACAGAAACACAAAAACUUGUCGAAGAUCUUAAGGCUCGAGCUCGCAAUGGCUUCGCAAAUCAUCGAAUUCUUAAACAUGUUCAAAAAAACGAAUAUGAUUAUAAAUGGAAGCCUCUCAUAACGUAUUUUCAGCUACAACCAACUGAUUUCGCUCCAGAAUUCAAUAUUGAUUACACAUCAAGUAUGCCUACAGAAGAUAAACGUGGAGGUUUUCCAUAUUAUUUACCCAUUGGAUGGUACCGUCAUGCACUUAAAGUUGUUGAUAAAUAUCCGGAAGAUAAACUAUGGCUUGGUAGUAAUAAUCUUGAUGGAGAAUGGCCUGUUGCUUUUCAUGGUACUCAUGGAGGAGCUGUUAAAGGUAUUAAAGAAAAAGGUCUUUUAAUCACUAAAGUCGAUCUGAUGAGAGAAGAAGCUGUUGAACAGAAAGGAAAAUACUUUGAUCGGCCAGGACUUUAUGUAGCAACACAUUGUACUGGUGGAUCACAUCCAACAUAUACAACACCAUUUACCAUCAGAAAAUCGCCAGACAUAACUGAGACAUUUCGAGUUGUUUUUCAAUGUCGUGUCAAACCAGAUGCAUUCACAAUACACAAAGGGCCGGUUCAAGAAGGCUAUGCAUGGCGUUUUGUUGAUCCUGAUGCUAUUCGUCCAUAUGGUAUUUUGAUCAAAAAUGAAAACACAGAGGAGCCAAGUCUAGAAGAUGCCAACUAA